AUGGCCCAGCUGAGCGUAAACAAGCGUGACUUCGAGCCUCUUUUGCUGGGCCCACUGCUGGAUCGUGGCAGCCACCUCCAGCCAGAGAACUUGAUCAUUACGAAGACCAAGAAUGGCUACCACACGCAGACCUAUUCGGAGCACCUGCGGAGAUCAAGACAAUUGGCGUCCGCGCUUUUCAAUCGAGGAGUCAAGCUGGAAGAUAGAGUUGGAACUCUGAUGUGGAACUCUGCCUGGCAUCUGGAAUGUUAUCAUGCUAUUCCGUGCAUGGGAGCAGUGCUGCACACGUUGAAUCUUCGUUUGGGACCUGCGGAUUUGGGCUACAUCAUUGAGCAUGCCCACGACCGCAUCAUCAUCUCAGACUGUGACAUGCUGAAACUUAUUGCCCAAGUUGAUGCCUCGAUCAUUCAGAGAGUUGAGCUUUUGGUUUGUGUCGGAGAAGACUGUGUGCCAGGGCAAUGGCAGCUUCCACAAGGACUAGAUGCAUCCAAAGCCAUCGACUACGAAGAGUUUCUGAGUGCAGGAAACCAAGACUUCAGAUGGCCACAUUUUCCAGAGACGACCACCAUGGGCCUUUGCUAUACCUCAGGCACCACUGGCAAACCCAAAGGUGUGUCGUACAGCCAUCGGUCCACUUACCUGCACACGUUGGUGGUGUCACAGGGUGAUCAGCUAUGCUUGAGAGGGUUUGAGGUCGUGCUGCCCUUUGUGCCGAUGUUUCACGUGCUUUCUUGGGGUACACCGUUUGCACUCUUGAUGUCAGGCAUCCGUUCUGUCUUCACCUCACGGCACAUGGAUCCUGCCUCCAUGGUGAAGAUGAUGAUCGACUGGCAGGUGGGUUUGUCUACCGGCGUGCCUACAGUGUGGCAGGGUGUGAGAAACUACAUCCAGGAGGAGGGCGUGGAUCUUCUACGUCCUCAGUUGGCCUUGAAACGCCUCACCUGUGGUGGAUCAGCUCCACAGCCAGAGCUGAUGCGAUGGUUUCUGGAGAAGCUCAACGUGGAGUUUCUUCAAGGCUGGGGCAUGACCGAGACCAACCCCAUGGGAUCCAUCGCUAUGCGCGUGGCCAAAUAUGCGGACCUCAGUAAGACUGAAGAGGAGAAGUUUAAGAAUGUCACUAAGGCAGGUUUGCCGAAUCCUUGCAUUCAAGUGCGCAUUGCAGAUGCGGGAGACUUGUCGCAAGAGCUGCCACGUGGUCAAACUGGAGAGCUUUUAGUGCGUGGCCCUUGGGUGAUCCAGGAGUAUUUCCAAGUGGAUGCACCUGACAAGUUUUUUGAUGGUUGGUUGGUCACUGGCGACGUGGCAAAGAUUGAUGAGGAGGGUGCAGUUGUAAUCAGCGAUCGCUCCAAGGACGUGGUGAAAUCUGGCGGCGAGUGGAUCUCUUCCAUUGAUAUGGAGAACCAGAUUGCAGCCAUGACCGAAAUUGAUACCGCUGCAGUGGUGGGUGUGCCUCAUCCUCGGUGGGAUGAACGCCCUAUCGCAGUUGUCACGAUGGCGAAAGCUCAAAGCUCGCAGGAUCUCCUGAAGAAGGUACGGCAGCAUCUGUCUUCAAAUUUUGCCAAGUUCCAGCUGCCAGAUGAUGUCAUUGUGUGGGAUGCAAUACCAUUGACGAGCACAGGCAAAAUUGACAAAAAACUUAUCCGUGCCAAACUGAUAGAGCAGAGCUAUGUUUUACCUGAGUUCUCGAGCGCGAAGUCCAAGCUGUGA
This is a messenger RNA of Cladocopium goreaui, 1707 nucleotides long. The record is from the annotation of a GenBank genome assembly. Lineage: Eukaryota; Dinophyceae; Suessiales; Symbiodiniaceae.